Nelumbo nucifera (sacred lotus) is the source of this 1661-nucleotide messenger RNA. RefSeq names its product aspartate aminotransferase, cytoplasmic. Gene Ontology annotation, cellular component: mitochondrion. Gene Ontology annotation, molecular function: pyridoxal phosphate binding; L-aspartate:2-oxoglutarate transaminase activity. Gene Ontology annotation, biological process: biosynthetic process; amino acid metabolic process. The record is from RefSeq and is a predicted model, not a curated record. Lineage: Eukaryota; Viridiplantae; Streptophyta; Magnoliopsida; Proteales; Nelumbonaceae.
ACAGUUGCCGCUAUACGGCGCCCACGGUUCGCCAACUGAUCGGAGGUUAAGUGCCCUGCUCAGACAUCUCACAGAUCAUUCUGUUUCGUCCAUGGAGUCCCAAAACCCCAAUCACGCCAUCUCACCCUCUGCAACCACGGCCUCUAAUGGCGAUUCUGUCUUCGCUAACAUUGCUAAAGCUCCCGAAGAUCCGAUCUUAGGGGUAACUGUUGCAUACAACAAGGACUCCAGCCCAAUAAAGUUGAAUUUGGGUGUUGGUGCUUAUCGAACAGAGGAAGGAAAACCUCUUGUUCUGAAUGUAGUUAGACGAGCUGAGCAGCUGCUAGUAAAUGACCCGUCUCGUGUUAAGGAGUAUCUUCCCAUUACUGGAUUAGCGGAUUUCAAUAAAUUGAGUGCCAAACUAAUUUUUGGUGCUGACAGCCCUGCUAUUCAAGAAAACAGGGUAGCUACUGUCCAGUGCUUAUCUGGUACUGGCUCUCUGAGGGUUGGAGCUGAGUUUCUGGCAAAACAUUACCACCAAAAUUCAAUAUACAUUCCACAACCAACAUGGGGAAACCAUCCCAAAGUGUUCACUAUGGCGGGGUUGUCUCCGAAGUAUUAUCGCUAUUAUGAUCCAGAAACACGUGGACUGAACUUUCAAGGCCUGCUUGAGGACCUCAGUUCUGCCCCAUCAGGAGCAAUAGUGCUUCUUCAUGCAUGUGCUCAUAACCCAACUGGUGUUGAUCCUACCGUUGAACAGUGGGAGCAGAUCAGACAACUGAUAAGAUCAAAGGGGUUGUUACCAUUCUUUGACAGCGCAUAUCAGGGUUUUGCAAGUGGAAGUUUAGAUGCGGAUGCACAGUCUGUUCGGAUAUUUGUUGCAGAUGGUGGUGAAUGCCUUGCAGCUCAGAGUUACGCAAAGAACAUGGGACUUUAUGGGGAGCGUGUUGGUGCCUUAAGCAUUGUGUGCAGGACAGCAGAUGUUGCAAGUAGGGUUGAGAGCCAGCUGAAACUUGUGAUCAGGCCCAUGUACUCCAACCCACCUAUUCAUGGUGCAUCCAUUGUGGCCACCAUCCUCAAGGACAGGGAUAUGUAUAAUGAAUGGACUAUUGAGUUAAAAGCCAUGGCUGAUCGGAUUAUUAGCAUGCGCCAACAACUCUUCGAUGCUUUACGUGAUAGAGGUACACCCGGUGACUGGAGUCACAUCAUCAAGCAGAUUGGAAUGUUUACUUUCACAGGGUUGAACACAGAACAGGUUGCCUUCAUGACUAAAGAAUACCACAUCUACAUGACAUCCGACGGGAGAAUUAGCAUGGCAGGUCUAAGCUCGAGGACAGUUCCUCAUCUCGCAGAUGCCAUUCAUGCGGCUGUUACUCGCAUUGUCUAAUUUUGUCUAUGACCUCUUUUGUUGGUUUAUUCUGCUAUAUGGAAGAAUUGCUUUUCUGCUUUUUAAACCUUAGCUGUUGUAAUAAUCAUAUCACUUCAUUGAGUAGUGAUUACACUGAAAUAUUUCAUUCAAGCUAGCCUGAGGCUGGAAACUCUCGGCUGGGGCCGGGGAAUUUUGGACUAAUUUUUGUCAAAACUUUAUAUUUGUUUGUUGCCAUGCUUUUAGUCACUGAUGCAUGAGUUUUGAGAAACUUGAAUCAUUCCAAUUUUCUAAACAUGGGCUAUCUAUGUAUUGA